Pistacia vera is the source of this 4096-nucleotide messenger RNA. Its product is annotated as protein ILITYHIA-like. The record is from RefSeq and is a predicted model, not a curated record. Lineage: Eukaryota; Viridiplantae; Streptophyta; Magnoliopsida; Sapindales; Anacardiaceae. Bases 31 to 3696 code for a protein of 1221 amino acids. The transcript is spliced from 32 exons. Gene Ontology annotation, cellular component: cytosol. Gene Ontology annotation, biological process: cellular response to amino acid starvation; regulation of translation. Gene Ontology annotation, molecular function: protein kinase regulator activity.
UCUUUACUGGCUUUUGAGUGCCUUUGUGAAAUGCUUGGGAGAUUGUUUGAACCGUAUGUGAUCCAAAUGCUACCAUUGCUUUUGGUUUCUUUCUCCGAUCAAGUUGUUGCUGUUCGUGAAGCUGCUGAUAGUGCUGCUCGUGCAAUGAUGUCUCAACUUAGUGCCCAGGGGGUGAAGCUUGUCCUGCCAUCACUAUUAAAGGGUCUUGAAGACAAAGCUUGGCGCACAAAACAAAGCAGUGUACAACUACUUGGUGCUAUGGCUUACUGUGCUCCUCAACAACUAUCUCAGUGCCUUCCAAAGAUCGUGCCAAAAUUGACUGAGGUUUUAACAGAUACACAUCCCAAAGUCCAGUCAGCUGGGCAGACAGCACUUCAGCAGGUUGGGAGUGUGAUAAAGAAUCCUGAAAUAGCUUCUCUUGUCCCUACUCUUUUGAUGGGUCUUACUGACCCCAAUGACCACACAAGAUAUUCUCUUGAUAUACUCCUCCAUACAACUUUUGUAAAUUCAGUAGAUGCACCUUCUCUUGCUCUAUUGGUGCCUAUUGUACAUAGAGGUCUAAGGGAGAGAAGCGCUGAAACCAAAAAGAAAGCUGCACAAAUAGUUGGAAAUAUGUGUUCAUUGGUUACUGAACCAAAGGAUAUGAUUCCCUAUAUAGGGUUGCUCCUUCCUGAAGUGAAAAAGGUGCUUGUGGAUCCAAUUCCAGAAGUUAGAUCUGUUGCAGCGAGGGCCCUUGGAUCCCUUAUAAGAGGAAUGGGAGAAGAAAACUUUCCAGACCUUGUACCAUGGUUGUUAGAUACUCUAAAAUCUGAUAAUAGUAAUGUUGAGCGCUCUGGAGCUGCUCAAGGACUGAGUGAGGUGUUAGCUGCACUUGGCACCAUAUACUUUGAACAUAUUCUUCCAGAUAUUAUUCGAAACUGCUCCCAUCAGAGAGCUUCUGUACGUGAUGGAUAUCUAACACUUUUCAAGUAUCUGCCAAGAUCAUUAGGUGUGCAAUUCCAGAACUACUUGCAGCAAGUGCUGCCUGCGAUCUUAGAUGGUCUUGCCGAUGAGAAUGAAUCUGUGCGUGAUGCAGCAUUGGGUGCUGGACAUAUCCUUGUGGAGCACUAUGCAACAACGUCAUUACCUUUGCUCCUUCCGGCUGUAGAGGAUGGUAUUUUCAAUGAUAGUUGGCGUAUCCGACAAAGCUCUGUGGAACUUUUGGGAGAUCUCUUGUUUAAGGUUGCUGGGACUUCUGGAAAAGCUUUACUUGAGGGUGGCAGUGAUGAUGAAGGUGCUAGUACUGAAGCACAUGGACGUGCUAUCAUUGAGGUGCUUGGAAGGGAAAAGCGUAAUGAAGUUCUUGCUGCUCUGUAUAUGGUUCGGACUGAUGUCAGUAUUUCAGUGCGUCAGGCUGCAUUACAUGUGUGGAAAACUAUAGUGGCGAAUACUCCAAAAACUCUCAAGGAAAUAAUGCCAGUUUUGAUGAAUACACUAAUUUCUUCUCUUGCAUCCUCAUCCUCUGAGAGGCGGCAGGUUGCUGGACGAUCGUUGGGAGAGCUUGUUAGGAAGCUUGGGGAAAGAGUACUUCCUUUGAUCAUACCAAUUCUAUCCCGAGGGCUGAAGGACCCUAAUGCUAGCAGAAGACAAGGGGUAUGCAUUGGUCUGAGUGAAGUGAUGGCCAGUGCUGGUAAGAAUCAGUUGGUGAGUUUCAUGGAUGAGCUCAUCCCUACUAUCAGGACAGCCCUAUGUGAUAGCGAACCUGAGGUUCGUGAGUCGGCAGGCUUAGCAUUUAGCACUCUUUUCAAGAGUGCCGGAAUGCAAGCAAUUGAUGAAAUAGUCCCAACUCUUCUACAUGCUUUGGAGGAUGAUGAAACCUCUGAUACUGCCCUAGAUGGCCUGAAGCAAAUAUUAAGUGUCAGGACUGCUGCUGUUUUACCUCAUAUUUUGCCCAAGCUUGUCCAUCCUCCAUUAUCAGCCUUUAAUGCACAUGCUCUUGGAGCUUUAGCAGAGGUUGCCGGUCCUGGCCUUAAUUUUCACCUUGGCACUAUUCUUCCUGCUUUACUCUCUGCCAUGGGUGGUGAAGAUUCGGAGGUUCAAACUUUGGCCAAGGAAGCUGCAGAAACAGUAGCCUUUGUUAUAGAUGAGGAAGGCAUUGAAUCUUUGAUAUCAGAGCUUCUUAAAGGUGUUGGGGACAGUCAGGCUUCAAUUAGAAGAAGUUCUGCAUAUAUGAUAGGAUACUUCUACAAAAACAGCAAAUUAUAUUUGGUUGAUGAAGCUCCAAAUAUGAUAUCUACAUUGAUUAUUUUGCUUAGUGAUCCAGACUCAGCUACUGUUGGGGUUGCGUGGGAGGCUUUGUCAAGGGUUGUUGGUUCAGUUCCCAAAGAGGUGCUGCCUUCAUAUAUAAAGCUAGUACGUGAUGCUGUAUCUACAUCCAGAGAUAAAGAGCGCAGAAAAAAGAAGGGAGGGCCAAUUCUCAUUCCUGGGUUCUGUCUCCCAAAAGCUCUUAAGCCAUUGCUUCCAAUAUUUCUUCAAGGUCUAAUAAGUGGGUCCGUUGAAUUAAGAGAGCAGGCAGCACUGGGUCUUGGGGAGCUUAUUGAAGUGACUAGUGAACCAGCACUGAAGGAGUUUGUUAUUCCUAUAACAGGGCCUCUUAUCCGAAUUAUUGGUGAUCGGUUCCCGUGGCAGGUGAAGAGUGCCAUUUUGUCUACCUUAACCAUCAUAAUAAGAAAGGGUGGGAUGGCACUUAAGCCUUUUCUUCCCCAGCUUCAAACAACAUUUAUCAAGUGUCUACAGGAUAAUACCAGGACUGUUCGUUCAAGUGCUGCUCUUGCACUUGGAAAGCUUAGUGCUCUCAGUACCAGGGUUGAUCCUUUAGUUGGUGACCUUCUGACAAGUUUGCAGGAAUCCGAUGCUGGGAUUAGGGAGGCCAUUUUGACUGCUUUAAAAGGUGUACUGAAGCAUGCUGGGAAGAUUGUGAGCAGUACUGUUAGAUCUCGUGUCUAUGUUAUCCUGAAGGAUUUAAUUCAUCACGAUGAUGACCAAGUUCGAAUAUCUGCUGCAAUCAUUUUGGGCAUCAUGUCACAGUACAUGGAAGAUGCUGAGCUGGCUGACCUCAUUCAGGAACUCUUUAAUUUAGCUUCUUCUCCUGGCUGGGCUCCUAGACAUGGCUCUGUACUGGCAUUCUCUGCCUUGCUUAGGCACAAUCCUUCUGCAGUUUUUAUGUCUCCAGUUUUCCCAUCAAUUGUAGACCGUCUCAAAAGCUCCUUGAAAGAUGAGAAGUUUCCGCUUCGUGAAGCUUCAACCAAGGCUUUAGGGAGGCUUUUACUUCAUCAAAUUCAAAGUGACCAUUCUAACUCCAAGGCAAUUGCUGAUAUUCUUUCAUCGGCAGUGUUAGCAUUGCAUGAUGACUCCAGUGAAGUUCGUCGAAGGGCAUUGUCUGCUCUAAAAUCUGUUGCAAAAGCAAAUCCGUCAGCAGUAGCGGCGAAUGUGACAAUAUUUGGUCCUGCACUUGCUGAAUGUUUGAAGGACGGAAGUACUCCAGUGAGACUGGCUGCUGAAAGAUGCGCCUUGCAUUGCUUUCAGUUGACAAAGGGGACAGAAUAUGUUCAAGCUGCCCAAAAAUUUAUUACAGGUUUGGAUGCCAGACGAUUAUCAAAAUUUUCUGAGCACAGUGAUGACAGUGACGACAGUGAAGAUGACUCGGCAAGUGGCUGAAAAUGUUGGUGGUCACCGAUCCAUUUUAAUUUUGAAGUUCUUCAAGAGUGGAAGUAUAAUCUGAUGAUGAGGGAAGUCUAUGGCCGAAUUUUUUAUGGCGUCUGUGUUUGUUCAUAGGAGAUACAGAUAUACACACAAAGAGAGGUCCAAACCCAAAAUUGUCUCAUCCGAAUUUUGUUUAUUGUCAUUUGUAAUUGGGUAAUCAAUUAGCCAACAGGGUAUCAUAUACUGGUCUGAAGACCAUAUAUUCUCUCAUCACAAUUUUGUAUGAAUUUUGGCAACUGCUAAUGCAAAUAGAAAGCUAAUUUGUAAAGCUUUCAUUUGUAAUUAGAAAACUAGUAAUUGUUUGUCCAUAAGAUUGUCAUAUAAUUUAUAGUCAUCUGUUAAAUUAUGAGAGUUA